This is a messenger RNA of Chaetomium fimeti, 1182 nucleotides long. RefSeq lists its product as uncharacterized. NCBI's taxonomy places the organism in Eukaryota, Fungi, Ascomycota, Sordariomycetes, Sordariales, Chaetomiaceae. Bases 343 to 1182 code for a protein of 279 amino acids. The transcript has 4 exons. The record is from RefSeq and is a predicted model, not a curated record.
AAGUUUCCGCAGUCCUAGGCCGCCCCCAUAAGUACAUCUCGGGCGGGCAACAUACAUAUCACUCUCGGUGUUAACAGAACCCGCGCAGUCUAAACCCCUGGCACACAUGCAAGCGCACAUCUCAUCAGGUUGGCGGGAAGCCGAACCCAUCGCGGUUCACACUUGCGGCGAUGAAGGCCACGAGCUUGGCUUAAACCUGCCAUGCUUGCACCUCCUCGCAUUUUCAUUCCUGAGAUCCUUUCGACACUAUUUCGAUAAUUGCUUCUGCACACAAUCAGUUACAGGCUUUUGGUAGGUAGUGUUCUACAAAAUCGGACUUCACGUCAGCACUACGGCCCGAAGAUGGAGACGGACAGUGAUAGAAAACCGAGCGCCACACCCAAGACAACCGCCGUGGCUAUGGGGGCACCAUUGGACCACACCGAAAUGAGCGAUGUGGAGACUCUUUCCGCAGUAAUAGGAACACCGCCGGAGAUGGUGGACGGAGUCGACUGGGCCUAUAACUUCCAGGUCAAGUUCCAGCCCCUCCUGCCCUUCGACACAGACAGCUGCUACAACGUCCUCGCUCUGGACAACCACGGCACCGCGUCCGAAGGGUUUGAGCCCUCAUCCGACAACGUCUACAUCCGGGGCCGCUGCAACCGCGGCUGGUGCGCCCUCGUCUACGCCUACGACUUCCAGAUGGACUGGGCCUGGGCCUGGCCCUUCGGCAGCUACAACCAUCGCCACAACUGGGAGCACGUAGUGGUCUGGGCCAAGAUGGGCCAGGUGCGCAGCGUGUCGGUCUCCUGCCACGGCGACUACGAGAGCCGCGUGGCCGAGGACGACAGGCUCCGCUUCGGCUACACGCCCAAGGAGUUCCCCUACUACACCUCGAUGCCGACGCCCGCAGCCACGCACCCCAAGGUCGUGUUCCACAAGGAUAACGUCCGCACGCACUGCUUCCGCUUCGCCAAGGACAGUAACGACUACGAGGGCCAGGAGAACGACCAGGGCGUGUGGAUCUGCAGCGGCCUGGUGGGCAUGCUGAUGAUGCCUACGGAUUGGGUCGAGAAAUUCAGGUCUCACGACUGGGGCAGUGCGUACCUCGCCUGGGCCAAGGAGGACGACUUUACUGGGCACCUUAUCGAGACGAUGCCGCAGGAGGCGAGAGACGAUGAAUUUGAUUGUACCUAUAAGUAA